Messenger RNA from Ostertagia ostertagi, 267 nucleotides. Lineage: Eukaryota; Metazoa; Nematoda; Chromadorea; Rhabditida; Trichostrongylidae. The record is from the annotation of a GenBank genome assembly.
GAUCAACGUGAAAGUGAUGACAGUUAUAUAGACAAGUAUAGAAUUUGUUGGAUACAAGCAAAGUUUACUAUUUGCAGAAAUGUUCUCAUUGUGAUUUCCUACCCAUUUCGUUUUACGAUUUAUUGUGGAAUGUCACAGCAGUUUCGUGAUGUUGUAAAACAGAUGUUCACCGGUAAAGUUUUACGGGAAGCCCACGAUGGAGAGAACUCCACUUCGAUGGCGUUGGCACAGACAACCACUGAAAAGGACAGUGGUGAAAAGCAGUAG